AUACGAACGGUCGUGGUUAUAGUAUUUUUUUUUAAUUUUCCCAUCAUCGUGAACGAAAUCGAAACGUGCGAAUGUAGUUCCAGUGCGGUGAUAAAUAUUCAUGUCAUCUAAAUGACAACACUUAGGAAUACGAAUUUGAAAUAAUGGUGGUGCAGCGAAAUUUUAUUACCGUUCUAUCAUUAAUGAUGCUGGCUACAACAUUGAGAAAAGCUAAAGGAAGUCCCGCUAUUGCAACCGGUUACGACACAAUGGACAUCUGCAUAGAAAAUUGUGCCCAAUGCAAGAAGAUGCUAGGCAGCUGGUUUGAAGGUCAGCUGUGUGCGGAAUCUUGCAUCAAGUAUAAAGGGAAAUUGAUCGUCGAAUGUGAAGACUUUGCGUCCAUCUCACCUUUUCUUAACAAAGUCGCAAGGUUACCUGGUAAAAGAGGUUAGAUUACGCUAAUUAUGUUCACUUAACCCCAUAGUGCAGAAUUUUUAUCCUAAUGGUGCACUAAGGAUCUGCUUAAGUGAUUAUUAAACGACUGAUUGCGGUUGUAAGAUUAAUUUAAGUUAUUCAGAAAGUACUAGUCAUAGUGCAAAAGAAUACAAAAAUGUGUUAAAACAAAAACUCUAAAUCGAAACACUAUAUACUUAUGAGGAAUGAAUCUUUUUAGAAUUACUUCAAUGUUUGUUUUUUAAAUGUAUUGUAAAUUAGUUAUGAUGUUAAUAUUUUGUAUUAUAUUUGAUAAACAAUCCCGAUAAGGGACAUAGUUAAAACAAAAAAUAUUUUUAAUUAAUAAUAGCGCCAUCUAGUAGAGAAAUGAAAAACUCGAGCGGUAUUGCCAGUUGUAAUAUCAAAUAGUUGUAAGUUUUAUUUUAAGAAAAUGCAAGUACAAUAAAUAAUUUUGUGCAAUAAGUUGAAAAUACUGACGAAUGAAAUGUUGCUCAUUCUUUAUUAUAUUGUUAAUUAUGAAUUUUAUUGUUUAUUUUUGUUAAAAUCUAUUGUAAUGGGUGCCGACAGAAAAUCUCGCCUUCUUUAGUAUUAAGGGCACUGUUAUUAAUGUUACAUAAGUCUAUAUACCGUCUAUGUAUUUACACCUCGAUGUGCCAAAGUACUUAAUACACUUUAUGAUUAUGUUGUUUGUUUAUGUUUUAAACAUAAUCUUGUAUUUAAGUAUUACAGGGUAUAAUGUAAUUAAAA
Papilio xuthus (Asian swallowtail) is the source of this 1179-nucleotide messenger RNA. Lineage: Eukaryota; Metazoa; Arthropoda; Insecta; Lepidoptera; Papilionidae. The record is from RefSeq and is a predicted model, not a curated record.